Molecule: messenger RNA, 1837 nt
Organism: Eruca vesicaria subsp. sativa (arugula)
Lineage: Eukaryota; Viridiplantae; Streptophyta; Magnoliopsida; Brassicales; Brassicaceae
Source: the annotation of a GenBank genome assembly
AAAAAAAACGGAUUCUUCACGCUCUGCGCCGCAGUAAUCUCACACUGGCUCAAAUUUCUCCGAAGCAACCUUCUCCAAUCUUCCCCGUCUAAUUUCGUUUCUAGUUCAUAAAAUCCACUGGAUUAGUGACCAUGCCCGUCCUUUACGAGCAAGACAAGCACGUAUCUUCCGCUAUCAUGACAGGACAGGAGAGAGGUGUGCUUAGAUGCCAAGAAAGAACCUCACUGCUCCAUCACUGGAAACUCACAAAGGAACAGAUUGAAUUAGUUGACAAAGCAGGCUUUGGUUGGUUCAGACUAAUAGGAUCAAUCAGUUUAAACAACUCACUAAUCUCCGCACUCGUUGAGCGUUGGAGAAGAGAAACCAACACGUUCCACUUCCCCUGUGGUGAAAUGACAAUCACUCUCGAUGAAGUGUCAUUGCUUCUCGGUCUUCCUAUUGACGGGAAGCCUGUUGUUACUAGUGUUAAAGAAAGAGAGGAAGACCCUUCUCAGGUAUGUCAGAGACUCUUGGGGAAGAUGCCGCAAGGUGAGUUGAGUGGGAACAGAGUGACUGCGAGGUGGUUGAAGGAGGGUUUCGCAGAGUGUCCUAAGGGAGCGUCGAAGGAAGAGGUUGAGUUUCACACGCGUGCUUAUCUUAUAUACCUUGUUGGGAGUACGGUUUUUGCAACUACGGAUCCUAGUAAGAUCUCUGUGGAUUAUCUUAUGCUCUUUGAGGAUUUUGAGAAGGCUGGAGAGUAUGCGUGGGGGGCUGCUGCGUUGGCUUUCUUGUAUAGGCAGAUUGGUAAUGCGUCUCAACGGUCUCAGAGUAUUAUUGGGGGAUGUUUGACUCUCUUACAGUGCUGGAGUUACUUCCAUCUGAAUAUUGACCGGCCAAAGAGAACCACACGUCAGUUUCCCCUGGCACUUUUGUGGAAAGGAAGGCAACAGAGUCGGUCCAAGAAUGAUUUGUUUAAGUAUCGCAAGGCACUUGAUGAUCUAGAUCCAUCAAAUGUUACUUGGUGUCCCUUAGAAGGAGAUCUUGACAUUGUGCCUGAAAGCUUGAAAGAUAAUCUACUACUUGGUAGGUCAAGAACAAAACUGAUUGCUCCAAAAGUAGUGGAAUGGCACUUGCCAGAUCGAUGCAUGAAGCAGUUUGGUCUUUGCCAAGUUAUCCCCGGAGAAGUUCCUCACAGAAAAAACGAGAAAACCCACGACGAAGACUUACUGGAAGACAUUAACACAGCGGAUGAAGAAUGGAUGAGACGAAGGGAAAACAUUGUGGAGAGUGUCGGAGGCAAUGCUGAUGAAACUGAAUAUAUGCAGUGGUUCAAUAGCAUCACAGUCCCAAAGCUUCACAGGGAUACAAGUCUCGAAGCUGAUAUAAUGAACGUGCAAGCUGCUAUACUCCAAUUCGACGAGGUGGCUUCAACGUUGGCGUUAGAGGAUUUACAUCCAGAGGAGAGAGAAGCAGUUGAAGAAGCAGUGAUGUGUAUGUCAAAUGCCUUGAGAGUAGGAGAUUGGUAUGAAGCUCCAACAACAAAUAAGCGCAAGCGAAGAGAGGAACAACCUGAGUGUAGCGAGUGAAGACACAAAUAAAGAGAUCCUCUCUUUUUUAUUCUGGCUGAUUCAGAUGGCUUAGGCAUUGACUUGGAGAAGACAGAAGACGUAAGUCCCAUCAACACUUGAGUUUAUGCUUUACCCUUGAUAAUUGUUUCAGUUUUAUAAAUAGAGAUCUUGGUUUGGAAUCUUAAGAACACUUGAGAGGCUAUAAAUAUUCAGCAUAGUUUUUUGCUAAGCUUGUGUUCUAACCAGUGUAUUUCAGUUAGUGAUGAACUGGAUAAAGUAGAUACUUAACG